AUGCACGUAACAUAUCAGCGACGACUUGCUGGCAAAGAACAUUUUAAAUUUCCAGAGUCGUGUAACAUUUACUCUGGAUGCACAGAUAGUGUUUGGGAGGUUAACAGAGAGAAUGAUUCCACGGGAUCUCAUUGAACUCGCGAGAAUGCUUAAUGGUCGAGAUGCAACCAAAUGAAAUAUCGUAGUUUAUAUUAAUUGCGUACGAUGCUCAAUAAUGUGAUAAUACUGAAAUGUGAAAUCAUAUAUAACCUCUCCUUCGAGUGACAAGGAAUGGGAAAACGAAAAGGUGUUAUAAUGUAAACAUGACGGAAGAACUCUCUGGUGUGACGAUAGUUAUAUUUAUCGCGGCUGGUGUAUUAACAAUGUUAUUGCUAUUUAUUUUUGCGAAACGUCAAAUUAUGAGAUUCGCUUUAAGAUCACGUCGAGGCCCUCAUAUUCCGAUCGGACACGAUGCAAGGAAGUCACUAAAGAAGGAAAUUGAAAGGCGAAUAGAAGUAAUACCAAGGAUUCAGUACGAACCGCAACUUAUUAGCGAUCCACGAUUUAUCGUGACUCCUCGUGCACAAGUUCCACCACAUUACUAUAGAUUGAAAGCGGUGGACGAUAUCAGAUCGUUGGAAGCUGAAAUUACGAAGUACGAUAGUUGUCUGAAAAGGCAUCCGUCUGAAAAUUUAAGAGCAUAUCUGCUCUCUACUCUAGCUACUCCACUGAACGGUAGCGGUCAAAGAUUAAUUCAUCAGUUUUGCGACUUGUACGAACACGCUAGGCACGAUCCAACCGAAUUUGGAGACGACGAGUAUCAAGUGUACACUCGAUUGUUUCUGAAAUUAAUGGAUGCAGCCCGUUUAUUAAAAUCCUAUCCAAGCAGUAGAAAAUCUAGUCCGAGUCGUACACCUAUAAAAAAAAGUGUUGAGACAAAACGGAACAUAUUGGAACCUAGGAUGAAAUUACCGGAAGACCAUACAUUAACCGGAUCAAGACCAAAUACUCUGACGGUCAUGGCUUUGGACAAUAGUGAAACAUCUGUUUAGUUGAUGUUUAGACAACGUACGAUCUCCGCGUAAAACUGAAGAUACGGAUCAAAGUUGGCGAACGCUUCGAAGACUUUACACGUAAACGCCGUAUCGUCGUAACCGGUACGUCGUUCAACGAACAUCUCUCUCAAUAAAUUUGUUGCCAUAUUCAACGCAUCCGAGCACAAUAACGACGGAUACGCCAUCCACUUCAACAUCGAUGCUAUCAAAGUAUUCAAAAAUAUGUCGCUGCACGACAAUUUCUUUGUUAUCGUUGCACCUAUAACAUAAUUCGUUCGAAUUAAAACUACAAGCGCAAAGAUCGAUCGGUAUCUGACAAUUUGAAGCGCUUACAUAUCUGCAAGGUACCGUGCAAAUAAAUGGCAGGACACGAAACGAUCGCUUCUGCCAUUAACGCCAACAUAAAAUCUCCUAUGCGGACAUCGCAUUGAUUUAUGAUCACGAGCAGCGUGUCGAAAUUUGGUGUUGGAUCCGAUCCGUGUUUCAACAAUCGAAUAGACAAUGAUGCCAGCACGGGAGCGAUCGCCGUACAGUAAUCUUUAUCGUUUUCUCGGGACGCUUUCUUUGCAACUUCUAAAAUUCUAUAAUUCGUAUUUAUGCAAGAAUAAACGUCGGCGGUGUGCAACCAAAGCAAUACUUCCAUCUGCAAACAUUCGCUGUGCUCCGAUCGAGACAACAACUGCCAAGUUUGUUGCGCGCAGCAUUCCAGUGGAUUUGGAAAAGGAUUACACAAAAUAUAGAGAAAAACAGGCCGUAACAUUGCUACGCUGUUCUUUCUGACUCUAAAAUACUUGGUCUCUUAGUACGGGUGGAAACAUAUUAAAAAAGAAGAAAGAAACGUACGCUUUUCUACGUACCGAGAAUCUUGGUGAUUCGUAACGCGUGCCAUUUGAUUCAACACGCAUUGCCAACUGUAUUUGUCCCGAUUAAAAAUCAUAAUGAAGGGGUGUUGAGGGGCAUGAAGCGUAAAUGGAUACAUGGCAUCGUCUUCCUUGUUGUUUUUCAAAUGCAUGAUUAAUAAAUGCCCGAUAGCCGUGGUAGCAACCGUAUAAUUUCUGAAGCAUAGAACAUGUUUGUUACGAAGUUACGAAGAAGCUGGUCGUACGAUCGAGUCAAAAAUCGCUUGGAGGGGUUUACUUGAUGGAGGAAAGACUGGACACGAAUGUGGACAGUGCCUCGCCAAUGUUCCAAAAUCCAUUCUCGACCAGCGCUAUAAGAGCCUGACAAGCGGAUAUGCUGACAGCGGCAUCCGCACUAUCUCGUUUCGCCGACAACAACUUGAACUCGGGCAACUGUCGCAAACGAAAACAUUAAAAAGACCGCCAGAAUCGUUCGAGACUAAACACCACCAACACCAACAAAUAUCGUUUACUUGUGAAAUCUUAUCGUCGGCAUGAUCGUGUCUCUUUUUCUUAAUAGAAUCGAAAAGCUUUGCUAUUGCCUGCAGAAAGAAACACGUUAGAAUAAUAUUGUAUGGCAAAACAAAAUAAGUGGAUACAUUGAUUUCAGAAAAGGCGCAUCGGCGUAACUCACGUGCGAUAUUAAAACAGGAUUUGCAGAUUGUAACUUGUAUUCUAUUUCGUCCAUUUUACAGAAAAGAAAAUAUUCUUAUAUCGGAUAAAUCUGUCUACGGAAUUCUACGAGCAUUUCUUGAGACAGAGUUAUCGAUGUUCGAUUCUUGGACGAAACGAGGUUACGACACUUAACCUACAAUUGCAAUUGAUAUAAAAUAAAACGUUCUUCUCGACGUAUUUUUUCAGUCGGACUUGAAAGAUGGAAAAAAUUGCGACGGUUACGCGCGAUGGCAACGACUUUGAUGAAAGGUUGAACAAUUUCGACGAACGACUUUUGACAAACGGAACGAUUAUUUUGCUUUCGCUGCACUGCGCGACCGUGGUUUAUCGUUGCGGUCGAAAACAGUCGAAGAGUCGAGCCGUUCGUCGUUUUUCGCGCCAUCAGGGGGUUCGAAAAUACGCGCGGAAUUCAACAUGCGACACCGGAAAAACUCAACAAAUCGACUGCUACGAGAACCAUAAGAUAUCGUAUAGUGAGAUUUUUUAAUGUAUUUAUUCGUAUGGACAAGUUGGAGCAUAGUGCACAAUAUAUUUAAUAUAUAGUAGUCUGAGGAAGGGGAUCAGAAUACAUUCUGGAGCUUGAACACAAUAUCUUACAAUUUAACGACAAGAUGCCUGCAUUUCUGUACUUGCUUUCUGUACGUAAUGUUACUCGUAUAUUCAUAUAUUCGAAGUGUAUAAUAUAUAAAGCGCAACGACUCGCUAUUUUUAUCAUUCUAAAAAAAGGAGACGAGAAUACGGGUCCUUGUUUAUUAGGUUUGCGUUAAGUUACGUUAACGUUAACGUUACGUUCCGUUACGUCACGUUACGUCACGUUACGUCACGUUACGUUACGUUACAUUUCAGUCCAUUUUAUGUUGUCGCUUGUUCUUUUUCUUCGAUCGAGAAUUUGUUGUAAUGGAUUAUGCAACAUCGUGGCAAAUACGCAGUACUCGCUAAAGUAUAUCCUUACUUGGAAGUUGUCUCCAAUUGCUAAUUACAUCCGUUAGUUUCGCGCGCGUAGUUUCGUAGAGGAUAGAAUUCUCGUUAAUGGAGAGAUCGCGGAGUUACAAGGCGGGGGACGACGCGAGACGACGAUCUAUCAUCGUCGAGGAGAGCGAGGGGAAAGGGGGAACCGUGCGAGAAUACCGUACGGUUUUGGGAAAAGAAACGAAACCAAAGAAUCCCGUUUGUCGUCGUAAGUUCGGUAUAUCGUUUUGCCUCGAGGAUUGCGAGAGUUUGCGAGUUUGCGCGUUUGCUAGUUUUUGUUUGUUUGCGAAAUGGAAUGGAACGGAACGUUCUGGUAUAUUCGACGAUUGGAGACAGCUCCUUUUUCUCGCGUAAUCAGCGAUUAACGAUCUACAUUAAAUUUUGUUUAAAAGCAAAUACACUUUACAGCCUAUACAAAUC
Messenger RNA from Megalopta genalis, 3997 nucleotides. RefSeq names its product protein C1orf43 homolog. The record is from RefSeq and is a predicted model, not a curated record. Lineage: Eukaryota; Metazoa; Arthropoda; Insecta; Hymenoptera; Halictidae.